CCACGCCCGAGAGUGACGAGGAGGAAGGACCGGUCCAGUGAUGCACACAGAAAUUCCACCGGCCUCCACGCCUCCCAUGAGUCACGGUCCCAGCCCCGCAGGCACUCGCCUAUUUGGCCUCGGCUGCUGGCGGCGGAGCAGACGGCCGGCUGGCCAGCGGGGCGGGUGGAAGAUGACAGACUGCGAGUUCGGGUACACCCUGACGCUGGCCCAGGACUACGUGAAGCACGUCCUGCAGAUCCCGCAGCCGGGCUCGGCCCCCAGCAGGGCGUCCCAGGUGCUGCGGGACGUGGCCUCCUCCGUGCAGGGGGAGGUGGAAAAGAACUUGAAACCAUGCCUGGACAGUUUUGAUGUGGUGUCCGUCGACUCCGCCAGAACCAUAUUCAAUCAGGUCAUGGAAAAGGAAUUUGAAGACGGCAUCAUUAACUGGGGAAGGAUUGUGACCAUAUUUGCGUUUGAAGGGAUUCUCACCAAGAAACUCCUCCGGGAGCGAAUUUCCCCAGAUGUGGACGCUUCUAGGAUUUCUUACUUCGUGGCGGAGUUCAUCACGACAAACAUGAGAGAGUGGAUAAGGCAGAACGGAGGCUGGGAAGACGGCUUUGUAAAGAAGUUCGAACCCAAGUCUGGCUGGCUGACUUUUCUGGAAGUUACGGGGAAGAUCUGUGAAAUGUUCUCUCUCCUGAAGCAAUACUGCUGACCGGCCAACAGGGACACUCCUGAUUGUGAAACGGGCCUAGUUUCCUUGACUCUUGCAAACCUGUUGUCAACACUCACGUCUACUUCUAAACAAACAACUUUGGUGAUGUAACGUGAUGUUUCAAUGUUAUGGAAAUUUUGUUCUCGUUUCAAUGAAUACAUUGUAUAUUUGCUUCAGUA
Messenger RNA from Ailuropoda melanoleuca (giant panda), 876 nucleotides. RefSeq names its product BCL2 related protein A1 (gene BCL2A1). Bases 41 to 697 code for a protein of 218 amino acids. NCBI's taxonomy places the organism in Eukaryota, Metazoa, Chordata, Mammalia, Carnivora, Ursidae. Gene Ontology annotation, cellular component: mitochondrial outer membrane. Gene Ontology annotation, molecular function: channel activity; BH domain binding. Gene Ontology annotation, biological process: negative regulation of apoptotic process; extrinsic apoptotic signaling pathway in absence of ligand; release of cytochrome c from mitochondria. The record is from RefSeq and is a predicted model, not a curated record. The transcript is spliced from 2 exons.